Molecule: messenger RNA, 510 nt
Organism: Hyaloscypha bicolor E
Lineage: Eukaryota; Fungi; Ascomycota; Leotiomycetes; Helotiales; Hyaloscyphaceae
Exons: 3
Coding region: 31-474 (147 amino acids)
Source: RefSeq, a predicted model, not a curated record
CGCCGCUGGCAAGGUAUCUGUCUCAGCUACAUGUGCGGGGGCUAUAUGUUAGAGGUGGUGGGCCCACAUUCGUUUCCCCAAUCCCUUUCUACCAAGACCGACCGACCGUCGAGUCGAACACCUCGAUCCUCGAAUUUUCUUCGCCCGCUCUUCUCCAAAAUUGUGCAGCCCGCUAUGGCACCCAGCUCGGCCAUUGUUGGACUUGCUCCUCCGCCGCCUGGGGUAACGCCGAAUUUUGCACAUCCAGAGUCCAUCGGAUACCGUAUUUUGAUUACACUGGUAGUAUGUUUGGUGCUGUGUACGUGUGUCCUCCUUCUGCGACUGUACACAAGGUACUUUAUUACUCGUAUGCUUGGUGCUGAUGACUACAUGAUAAUUGCCGCAAUGGUGUUUCUAUCUUAUUUGACCAGAAUUCACGGGCUGCGUGUGGCUAACAAUUUCCAUUUAGCUUCUAUCGAUGGGUUAUCUUGUUAGUGUGAUCGAGCUUAUUAGAUAUGGAGUUGGGAUGCA